Messenger RNA from Lucilia cuprina (Australian sheep blowfly), 3893 nucleotides. Its product is annotated as zinc finger CCCH domain-containing protein 13. Bases 357 to 3272 code for a protein of 971 amino acids. The transcript has 6 exons. NCBI's taxonomy places the organism in Eukaryota, Metazoa, Arthropoda, Insecta, Diptera, Calliphoridae. The record is from RefSeq and is a predicted model, not a curated record.
AAAUAAACAACAACUACAAUAAUAAUAAGAAAAAAAUAUUUCGUAGUUUUUCUCAGACUAUUUUGAAAUUUUGUGAAAAUUCAACAAUAAAGUUAGAAAAAAAUCUUAAAAAUACAACAGCAACAGCAGCAGCAAAAAAGCAACAACAGCACACUACUACUGCAUCUAUAACGUCAACAACAAGAGCAACAACAAAUACUUUUAAAUCUAUCUUAUAUACUUUGGAUUUUUCUUUGGCGGUGCUCUUUUCUCCAAAUUUCGGUACAUGUCCUAACCGAUUAUUUGAAAAUCAUUUUUGUGUGGCGAUCACGUUUAAAAAAUCAACUAUAUAAUCACCAAUUAUUUAAAAUAUAAAUAUGGCGUUACGUUUAAGACGUGAUGUCCAAAAGGCAUCGUAUUACGUAUGGUUUUUGGGCGCUGAAGAAGCUAAAGGUUUGCGAGGACAUCGAGUCAUUAAUUCCGUGUUACCGUAUCUCAUCGAUAGAUCACGUACACAGGAGCCAAUUAAAGUAACAUUGCAAGUAUCGCAUAAAGGAAUUAAAAUUAUACAGGGCUCAUCUAAACAUUUUAUACCACACAGUGCCAUAACAAGUUCCGUACAAACGGACGAUAUAGUAGCCUGCGUUUUGCUACUUUAUAAUCCAGUCACAAAAUGUCCCCUGCAUGUGCAUGCGUAUCGCUGUGAUUCUGAAACUACCGCCGAGGCUUUGAAUCAACAGUUGCAGAUAUUGAUAAAUCGCCCUGAAAAUCAGAAGCGUUUUGAGGAUUUGGAAUCAAGAUUGGGAAUUAUACCUGGAAUGCCAUCGUUAUCAUCAUCGUCUAAUAAAACAUCGAAUCACAACGAAGAACUUAAUCAUAAGAAAGAAUCACAACAUAACUAUGAUGAUCAUCAUCACAAACAACAAGCAAGAUCGGCAAGACAUGAACCAUCAUCAAAGCGAUUUGUUUCAUCGUUAGGCAGCGAUACCGGUAAUAGUACUCGAGAAUCAGAAUGUAGUGAAGAUAUUAGUGGUAACUCACCCAUAUCACGAUCACCAUCGGGAUUAAAACCUUUGCCUUUACAACAACAGCCUUUACCCAAUCCGGAACUAUUUGAUUCAUUAGCUGCCGAAUUAAGAGCAAAACUAAAUGGAAAUGGACCACCAUUGCUACUGCCACCGCGAGAUUAUGAUACGGUGCAUAGAUCAAAGGGAAAUUUGACUGCUAUAGAAUUGAGGCGUUGUCGAAAUCAGUUGAUCGUAGGCAGCAAUAGACCGGGUUCAAAAACAGAACUAACACAAAAUUUGCCCAGUAGCAGUGGUAAACAGGUUUCUUCUAGAGGUUCAUCGGGCAUAGGUUCCGAUUUAGCACCUAGUCCUGAAAGACAAGAUAUAAAUACUUCUAGUGAUGAUGAACAUUGGAGCAAUGAGGCUGAUAACUCUGUCAUAGCCUUGAAACCUUCUCAAAUAUCUUUGGAACGCACAGCACCUAUUAAUCAACAUCAUAUGAAUCUGACACGUAAAAAUGCGGUACAUCCUCGCGACGAUAGCUAUUUGCGGGAUUUGCCUGCCAAACCCUAUACACCACGUGACAAGUUACCCUCUACCGAAAGAGAUCCCAGAUCAAAGACUCCCUCUUCUUCGUCUUGGACUAGAGAAGAUGAAAUUAAACCGAUUAUUGUUAGACCCUCGAAUUAUGACUCAAAAAUAAAUCGUGUACUGCAAAGCGAACAAUAUGCGUAUAACCAUCAUAAGCUAGAGGAAAAGAGUAGAGAACGUACUAAACUACCCGAUGUGGAGAAGACUAAUGAAAUAACUGCUUUAAUGAAGAAAAAUAUGGCUUUAAACCAUGAUGUAAGUGAUCAACGUUAUAAGUACAAAUCGAAUAAUAGUUUAGAUGACUUUGACGAUCAACAUCAUCAUGCACCACCACCACAUCAUGGUUAUCGCAAAGAAAAUCUUACCGAUAAGCAGAAAUUUAUGGAAUAUUCAACUUCAAAAACAAAGCCUACUGCACAUUCGAAAUCUUAUGCUGCCGAUGAGGUCCAAAGGUAUGGAGGUAAACAUCGUUAUGUGGACCCAGCUGAUUUGCCUUUUGAACAAAAUGUCGUUAGAGAGAAAUAUGCUGGUUUCCAUCGGGAAUCAAAUUCCCCAGAUCAAUCAGAACUUGGGCAUCGCACAGCCGAACGUGCUGGAGCCAGGUCAAGAGACGUUCGUGAACUCCGCGAUGUUCGUGACGAACGUAAUGUGGAAGCUGUUAAACAUCAUUCACGCGAUAGAGAAAGGGAACAUCUUUCUCGUAGUAAGGAACGCAAUCCUUAUCGGGAACCUGAAAGUAUUCCCUAUAUAGAAAGUAUGGAGAAAAUGAUGAAAUCUUCAGCCAUGCGUUAUAAAUCAUAUGAUAGUAAUGGUGACUUAAAUGUAGCCAGAACUAAGGAGCCUUUACAUAGCAAACUCAGUCAACGUAGCAAAGCACAUUCCCAACAUGAUGAAGAAAGAGAUUACAGUUACAAUUACCCAGCUCAUGGUAGACAAGAGCAAUACAACACCAACACUUCGAAUAAGGAACGUUUUAUAGAAACAAAAGAAAAAUUCCGGGCCAUGGAGAGAUCCGGCAGUCGUUAUGAUUUGUCAGACGAAAAAGAUGUUGUAGAUUACAAAUCACGCUCUAGAGGCCCCAUAGAAACGCCAGAACCCAAAUCACGAGCUUAUGACGAUUGGAGUGAUGAAGAACAUUUGUAUGACGAUCCACCUCCAGAAAUUAGAUCACGUUCCAGAUCUCGUGAUCAAUGGGCUGAACAUGGUAUCAGAUCGAAUGCUGUUCCCUCCAAAAUGGAAGUUCAUAGUCGCAAUACACGUCCCAGAGACAGUUCUGGCAAACGUGCCGAAUCUAGAAAUAGAAUUGACAGCAAUGAUUACAGAGAUGCACCACGUUAUCGCGAACAGCCAUCGCAUGACCAUCACAGCCGUCCAGAAGAUCAUCGCAUACGUGAUCGUGAUCAAUCCAGAGAAUACACACGACGAGACUAUUCACCCGAUAGACGUUCCGGUUCAGAGAGAGCUCAUCAUCGUGCAGAUCGUUCAAUGGAACGGCAUCGCAUCCCUGAUGAUUCAUAUCCUCCCACAUCUCUAUCGAAAGCCUCACCCUCAAGCAGUGGUAGUGGUAUAGGUGCUCCAGUACCUCAUGGAAAAGCUAUUUCCAAUAUGCCAAAAGGUUAUCGUCACAGCUACGCCGAGCCAGUUUUUUCUCGUUCAGCUGGUCGAGUAGGUUUGGCAGCGGUUAAUCCUUAUUAGAUUUAAAAUUAAAAAUCAAAUUAAGCAACUUAUAACGAAUAUAUGAAUUUAUUUUUAUUUCUACUUUAACUAUCCCAUAGAAUAUUGACGUGUGGUAAAAUAAAUAAAAUUGAAUAUAUAGUUGAUCAGAUCUUUUUAAGUCAAUAUUCUAUAAACCCUUUAUUGCAACUGUAAAAUAAAACAAAAUUACACUAAAAGUGUUGUAAAUGUUUUUAUAUAUUAUUCUAAUUGUUUUUAUUAAUAUUUAAAUAGUUUUUUGUAGUUCUUCAAACUAUUAUAAAAUUGUAAUUGUUAAUUUUACAACAAAAGCAUAAUCGGAUUAUUUUCAUUUAAAUUAAUAGAAAAUAUUUUAAUUAAUAAACAAUAUGAAAUAAUCGAAUACUAGUUUUAAAUCAUUUCUUAUUCCAAAAUUAUAUUGAUUUCAAAAUCUUAACAUUGUAACUUUUAUAGUUUUGCUUUAAAAUAUAGCAAAACAAUAAAAGUUUUGAAUUUUAUAAUUGUUAUCCGUUCUAAAGUUUAAUAACAAAAAAUGUUAUAUUUUGUAAAAUAUAUUUAUAAACAGAAACAUACAUAUAUUUAUAUAUGCAUAUAAUUAUAUGAACAUUUAUUUGUGGUUGGUUA